This is a messenger RNA of Penicilliopsis zonata CBS 506.65, 3731 nucleotides long. RefSeq lists its product as hypothetical. Gene Ontology annotation, biological process: calcium ion transmembrane transport; intracellular calcium ion homeostasis. The transcript is spliced from 5 exons. Gene Ontology annotation, cellular component: membrane. The record is from RefSeq and is a predicted model, not a curated record. NCBI's taxonomy places the organism in Eukaryota, Fungi, Ascomycota, Eurotiomycetes, Eurotiales, Aspergillaceae. Gene Ontology annotation, molecular function: P-type calcium transporter activity; ATP hydrolysis activity; ATP binding. Bases 379 to 3396 code for a protein of 1005 amino acids.
CAAGGGUAAAUUUAUUCGAGGUGUUAGCAAGGGUAAAUCUUACGAAUUGCGUAUUAAUAUGUUGAUUAUCCAGGACUUCUUCAUGACUGCCAGUCUCUAGCCAGCUUGUGCAGCCUGUGCAGCCUGUGCUUUUAAGCCCCUGUGCUUGCGGCGGUCGCGCUUGAUCCUAUAGGUUCUUCCAGAUUAUUUCUCACAGCCUUGCUCCAGUUACUAAGUUGGAAACGGCCACUUGGCGUUCAUGUAGCCAGGGACCAUAGCUAGCAGCGCUUGCCUCUCCCCUCCUUGUAUCCUAACCUCUCCUCUCCUUUCUUUUAAAAGUAUCUCAUACCACUGCUCUUCUGGUACAGUUGUCACCGCCAUCUGGGUGAGUGAGUGACCAUGGAGCAGUCCUACCUGUACACUUCAGCAGAAGUGCUAGAGCAUUUUGGGUCUUCGGAGACCGUUGGCCUUUCUCAGACUCAGGUGUUGAAGGCUCGAGAAAAGCAUGGGCCAAAUGCUCUCGCUGAAGAACCUCCAACACCAUUGUGGGAGCUUAUCCUGGAGCAAUUCAAGGAUCAGCUCGUCCUGAUUCUCCUGGGUUCUGCUGCCGUGUCCUUUGUCUUGGCUUUGUUUGAGGAAGGGGACGAUUGGACUGCCUUUGUCGAUCCAGCUGUGAUUCUCACAAUCCUGAUCCUCAAUGCAAUUGUUGGCGUGACACAAGAGAACAGCGCGGAAAAGGCAAUUGCUGCGCUCCAGGAAUAUUCUGCAAAUGAGGCAAAGGUCAUCCGGGAUGGCCGCAUGCAACGGAUCAAGGCCGAGGAGCUUGUCCCUGGAGAUAUCGUCGAUGUCGCCGUUGGGGAUCGGGUGCCUGCCGACUGUCGUCUGCUGGCUGUGCACAGCAACAGCUUCCGCGUCGAUCAAGCUAUCCUGACCGGUGAAAGCGAGAGCGUCUCGAAGGAUACUCGUGCGAUCAAUGACAAGCGCGCUGUCAAACAGGAUCAGACCAACAUCAUCUUCUCGGGAACCACCGUUGUCAAUGGCCAUGCCACUGCGAUUGUCGCCCUUACCGGCGGCUCUACAGCCAUCGGAGAUAUCCACGAAAGCAUUACCUCUCAGAUUUCGGACCCUACUCCUCUGAAGCAGAAGCUGAACGACUUCGGUGACAUGCUGGCUAAGGUGAUCACGGUUAUCUGUAUUUUGGUGUGGGUCAUCAAUAUUGAGCACUUCAACGACCCAUCUCAUGGAGGCUGGACCAAGGGAGCCAUCUACUAUCUCAAAAUUGCUGUGUCCCUCGGCGUGGCUGCUAUUCCGGAAGGUCUGGCGGUGGUCAUUACCACUUGCCUGGCGCUCGGGACCCGGAAAAUGGCUCAGAAGAAUGCCGUCGUUCGCUCUCUUCCGUCUGUCGAAACCCUCGGCAGCUGCAGCGUUAUUUGCUCCGAUAAGACAGGCACUUUGACCACCAACCAGAUGAGUGUGUCCAAGAUUGUUUACCUGAGCAAGUCCGGCGAUGACAUCGAGGAGCUGGAUGUGGAGGGCACCACCUUCGCUCCGGCAGGAAAGAUUUCUCGCAAUGGCAAGCCUUUGGAGAAUCUCGCCGUGUCCUCCUCAACCAUCAACCAGAUGUCCGAGGUUCUUGCUCUGUGCAACGCUGCUACCCUCUCUUACGAUGCCAAGAGCGGAGUCUUUUCCAGCAUUGGUGAGCCUACUGAGGGGGCUCUGCGGGUUCUGGUGGAAAAAAUCGGAACGAAUGAUGUCUCUAUUAACAGCAAGAUCUCGGCUCUCCCACCAACCGAUCGACUCCAUGUGGCCAGUAGCUACUAUGAACACCAGCUCCCCCUGCAAGCGACGUAUGAGUUUUCGCGCGACCGCAAGAGUAUGUCCGUUCUGGUCGGUGAAGGCAAGGCUCAAAAGCUCCUGGUCAAGGGUGCCCCGGAAUCCAUUCUUGAACGCUGCUCUCAUGUUCUCCUGGGACCUGAUGGGCCUCGGGUGCCUCUCUCCAGGGCCCACACUGACCUUAUUUCGGGAGAAGUUGUCGAGUAUGGUAACAGAGGUCUGCGUGUUAUUGCCAUCGCCAGUGUCAACGAUGUGUGGGCCAAUCCUCUGCUCCACAAGGCUCAGACCUCUGAGGAAUACGCUCAACUAGAACGGGAUAUGACUCUGAUCGGUCUGGUCGGAAUGUUAGAUCCCCCACGCCCUGAGGUCUCUGCCUCGAUCAAGAUGUGCCGCGAUGCUGGUAUCCGGGUCAUUGUCAUUACAGGUGAUAACCGCAACACCGCCGAGUCCAUCUGUCGUCAGAUCGGAGUCUUUGGUGAACAAGAAGAUCUCACCGGCAAGAGCUACACUGGCAGGGAAUUUGACGCCCUGACCGCCAGUGAGAAGCUGGAAGCUGCCAAGAAUGCAUCGCUGUUCUCUCGUACCGAGCCUACCCACAAGUCUCAACUGGUCGAUAUCCUUCAGUCCCUGGGUCACGUCGUCGCCAUGACCGGCGAUGGUGUCAACGAUGCGCCGGCCUUGAAGAAAUCCGACAUUGGUGUGGCCAUGGGCACUGGCACGGAUGUCGCUAAACUCGCCGCCGAUAUGGUUCUCGCCGAUGAUAAUUUUGCCACGAUCACCGUUGCUGUGGAAGAAGGACGGUCUAUCUACAGCAACACACAGCAAUUCAUCCGGUAUCUUAUCUCGUCGAACAUCGGCGAGGUGGUUUCGAUCUUCUUGACGGCCGCCCUUGGCAUGCCUGAGGCUCUAGUCCCCGUCCAGCUCCUCUGGGUGAACCUGGUCACUGACGGUCUCCCUGCAACUGCCUUGUCCUUUAACCCCCCUGAUCACGAUGUGAUGCGCCGCCCUCCCCGAAAGCGUGACGAGCCCCUUGUCGGAGGCUGGCUCUUGUUCAGAUACAUCGUCAUCGGAACCUAUGUUGGCGCAGCGACUGUUUUCGGCUAUGUCUGGUGGUUCUUGUACAACCCUGAGGGACCCCAAAUUACUUUCUGGCAACUGUCCCACUUCCACAAGUGUUCGUCGCAGUUCCCUGAGAUCGGCUGCGACAUGUUCGCCAAUGACAUGGCCAAGUCUGCGUCGACGGUCUCGCUGUCCAUCCUCGUGGUGAUUGAAAUGCUGAAUGCGAUGAACGCCCUUUCCUCAAGCGAAUCGCUUCUCACGUUCGGCCUGUGGAACAACAUGAUGCUCGUCUACGCCAUCAUCCUCUCGAUGAGUCUGCACUUUGCCAUCCUCUACAUUCCCUUCCUGCAGGGCCUCUUUGCCAUUCUGCCUCUGAACUGGUUGGAAUGGAAGGCUGUUCUGGCCAUCAGCGCCCCAGUCAUUCUUAUCGAUGAAGUUCUCAAGUUCUUCGAACGCAAACUCUACACCACUUCCGUGGCCCCGAAUUCCCAGACCGGUGCCGCGUCGAAGCCGAAGAAGGCGUAAACAGUCUUCUGACGAAGUGACGAAUGGAAAUUGGGGAAAUUGGUUAAUUCUUUUCAUGGCCGUAUACAUGAAUAGAUCUAGACAAGACGGGGAUUUGGAGUCCAUCCACAGGGAAGACCUUUUUUCGCUACUUUUGAGUUUUCCUUCGAACUUGUCUUUUUCUUUUACCUUGUGUUUCUCUGCAUUUAUUAUUAAGUCUUGGUAGCACAUAUUUCAACAUACGGCCGAAUCCUACCCUAUGAAAGGACUACUAGAUGGCUCAAUAGCUGUAUGAGAAGUUUACGUCAGUGGGAAUGACAUACUAUAGGGCUUUUAAUGGACUGUCUAAUGCAUCG